Molecule: messenger RNA, 1046 nt
Organism: Mucor mucedo
Lineage: Eukaryota; Fungi; Mucoromycota; Mucoromycetes; Mucorales; Mucoraceae
Product: RlpA-like double-psi beta-barrel-protein domain-containing protein-containing protein
Exons: 1
Coding region: 174-830 (218 amino acids)
Source: RefSeq, a predicted model, not a curated record
CAAAAAUGAGGGAACUGCAAUAAGGGGGAUCGGGCCACAUUGGAUCAACUUGCCCACGCGAGCGGGAUUAGACUUUUGACCUUUUUGUAUAAAAGAAAUGGAAUUUCUGAUCGACAAUUAUAUUUCCCCAUUAUCAUCAACAAUAAGCAUCUCUCCUCCACUUUCUUCUAAACAUGUCUACUUCUUCUCGUGUCGCCCUCUUUUUUGCUAUUGCUUUAGUUGCUUGUAUUUACUUGGUAUCUGCUGCUCCUAUUGUCAAUGAUGAAUCCGCUCAAUUAGAAUUGGCAUCUGUCUCCCCCUUCAAAAUCAAUGUAUUCAAAAAGCAUCAUGAAGAUAACGAGGAUAACGAAGAUUACGAAGAAGAAAGCGAAGAAAUCACCACUACCACCACUAAGAAACACAAGCACAAGCAAACUUCUACUGCUACUGCUACUACCACUACCGCUAAAGCCACUACCACUACUACUUCCGCUGAACCCACUCCCACUAUCACCAAAAAGAAGAGCGCUUCUUCAUCUGGCUCAUCUGGCUACUCUGGUGACGCUACUUACUACGGAACUGGUAUGGGUUCUUGUGGUCAUGACAGUUCAGAUAGCGAUUACAUUGUUGCCUUGAAUUACGGUCAAAUGAAGAACGGUGCUAACCCUAACAACAACCCUCUCUGUGGUAAGAAGAUUACUGCUAAGGGUCCCAAUGGAAGUGUCAUUGUAACCAUUGUUGAUACCUGUCCUGGUUGUGCUUAUGGUGAUUUGGAUUUGUCUCCUGCUGCCUUUGCUAAAAUUGCUGAUAUGGCUCGUGGAAGAGUUCCUAUCACUUGGUCUUUCAACUAAUUUAUAUCAUUCACAUUUACUUUUUUUUUUUUUUACUACAUAUUUCUCUGGUAGAAACAUGAUAUUCUGACUUGAUGUCAAUAUCAUUUAUCCCCCAAAAAUUUAUACACAAAUCCCCACAUACUCUUUUCGAUAAAGAAAUAUGUUUCCUGGACUGGUUCCUUAUCUGCAUUUAAAAUAAAAAACAAGAAUUGUAUUCUUUUUAUCAUUAAAUAA